Messenger RNA from Bacillus rossius redtenbacheri, 2016 nucleotides. It is a transcript of the gene Rassf, whose product is annotated as ras association domain-containing protein 2. Gene Ontology annotation, biological process: signal transduction. The coding region runs from base 69 to 1601 and encodes 510 amino acids. The transcript is spliced from 9 exons. NCBI's taxonomy places the organism in Eukaryota, Metazoa, Arthropoda, Insecta, Phasmatodea, Bacillidae. The record is from RefSeq and is a predicted model, not a curated record.
UUUUCGUAAUGACAGGCAAGUGAUGGGAUGAUUGCGUUUGGAAUUUUAACACUGAUCCCGGAAAAGAAAUGUGGAAGUGCCAUAAAUGUGGGAAGCCUGUUUAUUUUGCGGAGCGGAAGCAGUCCCUGGGGUACGACUGGCACCCCGAGUGCCUGCGCUGCGAGGAGUGCGGCAAGCGUCUCAACCCGGGCCAGCACGCCGAGCACAAAGGGGUGCCCUACUGCCACGUGCCGUGCUAUGGCGCGCUGUUCGGGCCGCAGCUGUUCGGGCAUGGCACGCGAGUCGAGUCCCACACCAGCUUCGGCAAGGUGGAGAACCGAUGCGUCGGCCCCAACAUGCCCAGAUCCCAUCUUGAAUCAAAGUUGAAGAUUUUUAAUCAGUUCUAUGAUGGAAGAAGUGGAGAAAUUAGGAGCAGAGAGGUGAACGGGCGCCUCGUGCUGGAAGGCGCGCUGCGCAUCCACUGGGGCGUGCUGGGGAUGAUCCACCUGAAGGAGGACGACGACCAGCGCACCGUGGUCACCGUGAGGAAGCGCAACUCCUGCCGGAGCGGCUUCUUCAACGGCCUGGACCUGGAGGUGAUGGACGGCGUGACGAGCAGCAGCAGCACCACAGACACGGGCUUCGCCUCGGGAGCUUCGUCGCCGUCGCGCGGCGAGGAGCAGGCCCCCGCGCCCCCGCAGGCCCCCGCGCCCAAGUGCCUCACGCUCCCGUCCAAGCUCGACGUCCGGCAGAUCGACUGGGACGAGCUGGACGACCUGCUGCAGGUGGAGCGCAAGGUGGAGGACGGAGACAAGCUGUACCAGACCAUGCCGGUCGGCCUGGCCAGCGCCUCCUCCCGGGCCAGCAGCGAGGACAGCCCCUUGCUGCAGUCGAGCUGCGACGACGGCUGCCGGGAGUGCUGGCGCCAGGGGUCGCCCGUGCUGAGCCGCUCUCUGAGCGGGCCCGGGUGUCUGGAGGCUCCCCCCCGGGACCCGGACGACGUGUACUCCAGCCUGGACGAGCUGUCGGACGAGGCGGAGCGAAUCGGCCGGGAGGAGGGCGUGGUGGUGAGGCGGGCCGCCAAGACGGGCUCGGCCGCCAUCAGGCGCCGCCCGGGCGGGCGCCGGCGCUCCCGCACCAAGCUGCGGCGACGCUGCUCCAUCAACGGCCACUUCUACGACCGCGAGACCAGCUUCUUCACGCCGCCCCACGGCAGCCAGAUGAGCGUGUGGGUCACCUCCCUGGUCAGCACGCCCGAGGUCAUCAACCUGCUGCUGGAGAAGUACAAGGUGGACAGCAAGCCCAGCAACUUCGCGCUGUUCAUCAUGCGCGACAACGGAGAGCAGCGCAGGCUGCGUGACGAUGAGUACCCGCUGGUGGUGCGUGUGAUGCUGGGGCCCCACGAGGACGUGGCACGGCUGUUCCUGAUGGACCGGCGCAGCACGGAGGAGAUCAGCAGCGAGGUGGCCCAGUUCCUGAACCUGAGCCUGCCUGAGUGCCGCGCCAUCCUGGACCGCUACGACGACGAGGAGCAGCGCGAGGUGUGCCAGGUGCUGACCAAGUUCCGGGAGAUGCGAAAGCGCAUCAAGCAGCGCAUGGAUGAGCUGAAAGUGCGGUUAUGAUGCUCAAGCCGUGCCGAACCACCCUACCUUGUUAUUGUCGUGAGAGCGACGCUGUUGUCUGUUGUUCGCCGGAAUCAAAACAAAAUGACGAAAGUUGUUUAGUUGCGUGGAACCUCUCCCACUGUCACUAGUUGUAGAGGCGAUCACCAUGUUCACCUGAAUCCAAUGCUCCGUGAAUGAGGUAAAUACUGAAGUGGGUAUGCGCAAAAUGAGCAAGUGACAGAUCAAGAAUGCCUUCAAGUGAACAGGUGGUAGCUUGAUUUGAGAUCAGUUGCCACCCAGAUAAACGGUUUGUGUGUGGUUUAUUGUUCUAAUACGUACAGGAAGUACUAAUACGUACAGGAAGUACGUAUGUUUUUUCAGCUGUGCAGUAAUGAAAGGAAUCACCUCAAAACCUUCCCUGUUACAUAACAAU